Messenger RNA from Rotaria sordida, 921 nucleotides. The record is from the annotation of a GenBank genome assembly. Lineage: Eukaryota; Metazoa; Rotifera; Eurotatoria; Philodinida; Philodinidae.
AUGGGAAAGACAGGAAAUGGAAAAAGUUCAACUGGCAACUCAUUGUUACAUUCUCGAAGCGCUUUUCUCUCUACACAAUCAGCCGAAUCGAUAACAAAGCAAUGUGAAGCGAAAAUGUAUAAUCAUACAGAUGUCAGUGGACAACAGAAAAUAUUGACUGUUGUCGACACACCAGGCUUUUUUGAUACAGACGCGACAGUAACAAACGAAAUGGUACAGAAUAAAAUCGCUUCACAAAUCUUCGAUAUGACAUCACCAGGUGUACAUGCCUUUUUAAUCAUCGUUCGCGUCGAUCGUUUUACACCAGAAGAAAAAAAUACUGUUGAUUUUAUUAAAAAAAUUUUCGGUGAUGGUGCUGCCAAAUAUUGUAUUGUCGUCUUUACUUGCGAAGAUCAAUUGGAAGAGGGUCAAACUAUUGAUGAUUUCAUAAAUUCAUCAGACCAGUUGAAAGAGUUAGUCCAGUGUUGUGGAAAUCAUAAAUUUGCCAUCAACAAUAAGUUAAAUGGUCAACCGUUAAAAAUAAAAAUCGACCAGUUGCUUCGAAUGAUUGAUCAAAUGGUGCAAAGCAAUCGUGGUAAAUACUAUACGAAUGACAUGUACCAGAAGAUUGAGCGGCAACGUAAAAGAGAACAAGCAAGACAAGAAGAAGAAGAUUGUAAGAAAAAAAAAGCAUACGAAGAGUCACUAAUUUCAACAGGUCGAGAAAUAGGACGACAAGAAGCGGAAGAACGGGAACGAGAACGACAGAAAGAGCAAAAAAGUAGAGAGAAAGAGCCACAAAAAACAGAAAAACCAGAAAAAGAACAGUAUUCAACGAGGAAAAAGAUCUGUGGUUGUGCGUGUCAUAAAUAUCCAGGUGUUAUACAUGUUGUGCCAUGUUGCUCGGGUACAAAGUUUCCAUUUAGUCUGCUCGGUCCUUAG